Messenger RNA from Corythoichthys intestinalis (scribbled pipefish), 1715 nucleotides. RefSeq names its product presenilins-associated rhomboid-like protein, mitochondrial. The transcript is spliced from 10 exons. Gene Ontology annotation, cellular component: membrane. Bases 54 to 1184 code for a protein of 376 amino acids. Lineage: Eukaryota; Metazoa; Chordata; Actinopteri; Syngnathiformes; Syngnathidae. The record is from RefSeq and is a predicted model, not a curated record. Gene Ontology annotation, molecular function: serine-type endopeptidase activity.
UAACCUCCCUACACUUUAUCAUCCCUGGCCCGGAAUUGAACAGUGUCUCCAACAUGGCGGCGUGGAGAAACUACGCCGUCCUGUUCAAUCGGACCGGUGUGGACGUUCUCUGGAGCGUCAGGGGAGGCAGCAGGUGGACACAAAACUUUCAGCAGCGUUCCGGCUUCCGAAAGGUCGCCAGGAAACCUGAAAGCAAAAAAGUGGAGGAUGAACUCGGACACUUAGACUCGUCGGAAGUGGCGUCCAACCGGCAGACGUCAAGCCCUCAUUGGGCAUCAGCGCCUCCCCCUCCGUCGUCAGGCUCGCCACGAGCCUUCGGACGUCUGGUGCGCCCGCUGCUCUUCACUGUGGGGUUUACAGGCUGCUCCUUUGGCUCAGCGGCUAUCUGGCAGUACGAGUCGCUCAAGUCUCGCGUGCAGAGCUACUUCAACGAGCUACGAGCCGAUUGGCUGGAGAGGGUGCGGCCGCAGAAGCGAGGGGACGUUCGUAAGGAGGUCAACCAUUGGUGGAACACUUUGAGUGAGGGACAGAGGACGGUAACAGCUAUUCUGGCCGCCAAUGCCGUGGUGUUCUGCUGCUGGCGAGUUCCACGUCUGCAGCGCUCCAUGUUCAAGUAUUUCACCGCAGACUCCGCCUCCAGGACGUUGUGCGCACCCAUGGUGCUGUCCACCUUCAGCCACGUGUCCUUCUUCCACAUGGCCGCCAACAUGUACGUCCUAUGGAGCUUCUCCACUAGCGCCGUCUCCAUGUUGGGAAGGGAGCAGUUUGUGGCUGUCUACUUGUCAGCUGGCGUCAUUUCCACCUUCUGCAGCUACGUGUGCAAAAUGGCCACCGGGAGGUUCGGCCCUUCGCUGGGAGCUUCAGGUGCCAUCAUGACCAUCCUGGCUGCAGUUUGCACCAAAAUUCCUGAGGCCAAACUGGCCAUCAUCUUCCUCCCAAUGUUCACAUUUAGUGCUGCCAAUGCUCUGAAGGCAAUUAUUGCCAUGGAUACAGCUGGUUUGAUACUCGGUUGGAGGUUUUUCGACCACGCGGCUCACUUAGGAGGCGCUAUGUUUGGCAUUUGGUACAUCCUAUUUGGCCAUGAGCUCAUUUGGAAGAACCGGGAGCCUUUUGUCAAGUUUUGGCAUGAGCUACGGACAGGUCGCGGUGGCGGAAAUGGAGGUGAGCGAGGAGGCUCCGCGUAGGACUUUUGAAUGGACUCGGGAACAAUUACAUAUUCCCAAUUUGAUCAGAACUUAUUGUAAACUUGACGGAUAGUCACUGUAAAGACUGAGUUUUUCACCUAUGACGAUUUCAAGCAGUUGAAGUCUUGAAAAUAAUGUUUUAUAAUAGGAUUACAGUAAUAAAUGAUAUCUAUUCCAGUUGUGAUUGUCUUGCCAGAGCGCAAGAAAAGUCACAUGCAAAUUGAAGCAUAGAGUGAGACUUUUCAACAUUAUGUAAUUUUAACAAUUUACUAUUAACCCAUUGGCUGCCAUUGAUUGCUCGAUCGUCGUCAACGACGGUGAAUUCCUGGCGCAGCGCUUUGAGACGAUACCCAUCGAGCGAUAUUAAUAGAUUGACAUGUUUUUCCCUGCCUCUUUGUGUUGUUUAUGUAUUUAUGGAACGCCAAUAAAGACACAUAUGAAACCAUUUUGAAGAAAGUCUGGUUACUAUUGAGAUGUGAUGGAGAUUUGGAGUGAAAGCUCAACUUUGUUCUGGAUUCUGUCCUCUAUAAA